Molecule: messenger RNA, 1476 nt
Organism: Diachasmimorpha longicaudata
Lineage: Eukaryota; Metazoa; Arthropoda; Insecta; Hymenoptera; Braconidae
Exons: 2
Coding region: 1-1476 (491 amino acids)
Biological process (GO): DNA integration
Molecular function (GO): nucleic acid binding
Source: RefSeq, a predicted model, not a curated record
AUGCUGCGGAAGCUGGAAAGGAAGAGGGGCGUCAUCGUUCCAGCAGUAUUCAGCCCUGGAAGCAUGGAGGCAGCUCGGCUUUAUUGGGUCAAGGCGACUCAAGCCUAUCAUCUCCAAGCCGAGUGUGACAUCAUCUCUCACGGAUUGCAGUUGAAGAAGUCUCAUCCGUUGACCAAGCUCACGGUCUUCAUUGAUCAACAAGGAUUUCUCAGAGUCGGCGGGCGGUUGAAGUUCUCUACUCUAGGGCCAGAGAGUAGGCAUCAGGCCAUCAUCCCUCAAGGCUCAGUGCUCGCCGAGCUCAUCAUAAGCGACUCUCAUCAGCGGCCGCUGCACGGUGGGACUCAACUCACCUUGGCACAUCUCCGGAGGUCUUACUGGAUUAUUGGAGGUCGUCUACCAGUAAGAUCCUUCAUCCUCAAGUGCGUGGAGUGCGCACGUCAUCGGGGGAUCCGCGCUCAGCAGCUGAUGGGUCAGCUUCCAGUGGCACGCUUGGUGGCGGACCGUGCCUUCUCUAACACUGGUGUGGACUAUGCCGGACCGGUGUCUAUCAAGACUUGGUGGGGACGUGGUCACAAGACCCAGAAGGGUUGGUUAGUGAUUUUCGUCUGCAUGGCCACGUCCGCUCUCCAUCUGGAAGCUGUCACGGGCUACACCGCGGAUGGUUUCAUCGCCGCCUAUCGGAGGUUCGUGAGUCGUCGGGGAUACUGCAGACACUUGUACAGUGAUUGUGGGACCAACUUCAUCGGGGCGGAUAAGGAGCUGAAGAAGUUGUUCUCCGCUGGAGCUAAGGAGUUCCAGCAUCUCUCUGCAGUAUGUCUCAAGGAUGGAACGUGUUGGUCGUUCAAUCCCCCUGGAGGCCCUCAUUUCGGGGGAAAAUGGGAAGCAGCGGUCAAGUCGGUAAAGUACCAUCUCGCUCGAACGGUUCGAGAUACGGCUCUCACGUUCGAGGAGCUCUCUACGCUGCUGUCCCAGAUUGAAGCCGUUCUCAACUUCAAGCCUCUACAAUCGCUCUCGGAAGAUCCUGACGAUGUGUCCUGCCUCACCCCGGGGCACUUCCUCAUUGGAGAAGCUCUAAUAGCGCUUCCGGAGCCCUCACUGGCACACCUCAACGUUGGACGACUCUCUAGAUGGCAACUGAUCCAGCAGAGGCUGCAGUUCUUCUGGAAGCAAUGGUCUACAGGGUACCUGCAGCAGUUCCAGUCCAUCUCCAAGUGGCAUCACCCGUCCAACGAGAUCAAGGUCGGCAGCCUGGUUCUUCUCUCCGACGAGCGGUUCCCGCCGGCGAAGUGGCCUCUUGCUCGGGUCACAGCUCUACAUCCUGGAAGGGACGGUUUCUCCAGAGUUGUGACCAUCAGGACCGCCUCGACGACGUUGACCAGGCCGAUCUCCAAGCUGGUCUCUGCAAACGAUCUCUACUCCUUCUGUGUCAGCAACGGGGUUCCUGACGGGAGGGAGAAUGUUGAGGCGACGGCCUGA